Molecule: messenger RNA, 945 nt
Organism: Chara braunii
Lineage: Eukaryota; Viridiplantae; Streptophyta; Charophyceae; Charales; Characeae
Source: the annotation of a GenBank genome assembly
GGCAUUGUCACAUCCGGGUAGAUUGUGAGGUCCCCGGCCUCGAUGCUAUCUUUGGAAAUAUCAGCCUUGGGCACUGGGCCCUUUUUUUUUUUUAAUAAAAAAAAAGGUUGGGGAAAACAAACUGGAAAUGCAUCGGCCAUUGGACGUUGUGCAAGAGCGAGAAGAGGGUCGACAACAGCAAAGUGAAGUGGUUGUGAAGGUGGUGGAAGUCGCACUCCAAGAAAAGGGGAACGACAAGGUGCAGCCAAAAAAGGCAGAGGAGGCCAACCAGCAAGAGGCGGAGCACCAUAAAGAGGCGGAGGAGAACGACCAGCAAGAAGAAAACGACGACAUGGAGCAGCAAAAAAAGGCGGAGAUGGAGCACGAAGAAGAGAACGAGGAGAUGGAGCAUGACGAGGACGAGGAGGGGAUGGAGAAUAAAGGAGAGGAGGAGACAAUGGAACAGCAAGAAGAGGCGGAGGGCAUGGAUCAGCAGGACAUGCAGCAUAACGCAGAAGAGGGGGACGACGAAGAGGAGCACCAGCCUGCAGUGAAGACUGUGGACACGCGUAGGCAACGACCGGUUGUGUCCGCACAGUCUGUCGAGAACAUACCCGACGUCCCUCCCAGCAAUGAGGCUGUCCAACAUGACAACCUGUGGGUGAGCAAGGUGGGGAGGAAGAGAAAGGAGCCGAUGGAGGAUGCUGCUGUGACGCCUAAACGUGCUCGUGGCAGGCCCCGCAAACAGAAGACAGCUGAACCCGGUCCCAAAAAAAAGAAAGAAAAGGAUUCGCCGGCGCUGGCGAGUGCCACGGGCAGGUGCGCUGCAAUCUCCCCCGGCUGCCAACGCCUGCAGAGAGAACAGGACCGACAACAUAUCCACAAACCCACCGUCCGUUUUCAAUCUCACCUGGGCAGGUGACCGGCAACGGCACGGAAAAAAAUGGCCGUUGCUGCAUCCAGAGC